AAUAAUACACGGUGUUUUUGUUUUUUAUUAUUUCUUAAUCGUUUGAAAGGGCCGCGAUCUGGCGUAUGUUUUUUAUUCUCUUGUACUUCGUAGGCUCGAAACUGGCUUCGAAAAACGAAACAUGUGAAGGCACGGCACAUCGGCGGAGUACUACUUUUUUUUAUUUUAUCAGUGAUCGGUGCCAUCGGUGUCAUCGGUGCCAUCGGCGCAUGAAUCGAACGACCACGCAGGAUUUUCCGGCGUUUUUUAAUAUCACCGGUUGGUAGAUCAACGCGAGGACCGUCUGUACAUCAUCGCAGCGACUAUUUUUAUUUACUUGGCACCUCUGUCGCUUUCUUUCCAGCAGUCAUUGAAUAUCGGCCAACACUCGAGGAGAAGAAUCGGAGAGCAAAAGAUGCCGAACGAAAACGGUAAAAAACGACAUCGAGCUGUCGGGGUCGAGGAAGGAGGAGGAAUCGAGCUGGAUCCGCUUCAGCAGAGGAGAACGCGAUUUCACGUGAAUCGCGUGGACAGCUUGGAGGGCCGGAGCAGCCUCCUCGGGGAUCAAGAGUUUCGUAAAUCAUUGAGAAACAUGACGAGGGAGGCUUUACCGAGACUCGACAAUUAUCGGAACAUACUGAGUAUCCAAGCGGCGCACAGACCCUCUUUGGACGAACUUCACAAUCCUACCUUACUCAACAAGGGGCCGGGAACAAAUACGCUGCUCCCGGGGACCAAUGAGAAACGAAGCACGAGCGGGGGCGUUAAAUUUGGAUGGAUUCAGGGGGUGCUGAUGCGAUGUCUCUUAAAUAUAUGGGGUGUUAUGCUCUUCCUCCGACUCUCGUGGGUCGUGGCACAGACCGGAGUCGGGGAAGCGAUAUUGCUGAUUUUAACGACGACGGUCGUCACGACGAUAACGUCGCUCUCGAUGUCGGCCAUAAGUACCAACGGACUCAUCAAAGGAGGCGGAACGUAUUACAUGAUUUCGAGAUCCCUCGGUCCGGAAUUCGGUGGAUCGAUCGGUUUGAUAUUUUCCCUGGCGAAUGCCGUUGCGUGCUCGAUGUACGUCGUUGGAUUUUGCGAGAGCAUGGUCGACUGCCUCAAGACUUACGGACUCUGUAUGGUCGACUGUGCGAGUACGGACAUCAGAAUAAUCGGUUGCAUCACGAUCGUACUGCUGCUCCUGAUCGUGAUGAUCGGGAUGGAGUGGGAGGCCAAGGCGCAAUUCGGUCUUUUGAUCGUGCUGCUGGUAGCGAUCCUCGACUUUACGGUCGGUUCGUUCGUCGGGCCGAAGAACGAUGUUGAGAGGGCCAAAGGCUACGUCGGCUACAGUGCCGCGCUUCUAAAGGAGAAUUUCCGUCCGGACUACAGAUACAGCGAGGGCGUCGAGCACAAUUUUUUUUCAGUCCUAGCGAUAUUCUUCCCGGCGGCAACCGGUAUUCUGGCAGGUGCGAAUAUAUCCGGGGACUUGAAGGAUCCCCAAUCGGCUAUACCGAAAGGAACUUUAUUGGCGAUCCUUCUGACGACCCUCUCGUAUCUUCUAAUGGCGUUCAUGAUCGGCGGUAGCGUUCUCAGAGACGCAUCGGGCAACGUGACCGAUUUGUUGAGCCACGUCGCCACCGAGAAUCUCACUUCGGGCGAGGCCCUCGAUCGGCCGUGGAGCAUUUAUGGAACGGAUUUCAAUUGUACCAAUUCUUGUCCAUACGGGAGCCACAACAGUUUUCAGGUUAUCGAGCUUGUUUCUCUCUUCGGACCGUUCAUCUACGCCGGCUGUUUUGCGGCAACGCUCUCGAGCGCUCUUGCCUCCCUCGUCUCGGCGCCAAAAGUAUUUCAAGCUCUUUGCCAGGAUCGUCUCUAUCCCGGGAUUCACUGGUUCAGCGGCCAGGAGGGAAGGGAACCUGUUCGAGGAUAUUUGUUGACGUUUGUCAUUGCCGUUGGCUUCAUUCUGAUCGGCCAAUUAAAUGCCAUCGCUCCGUUGAUCUCCAAUUUCUUUUUGGCCGCGUACACCCUCGUUAAUUUCAGUACGUUUCACGCCUCGCUUGCCAGACCGAUCGGAUGGAGGCCCACUUUCAAGUACUACAACAUGUGGCUGAGUCUCGCCGGUGCGAUUCUGUGCGUCGCCGUUAUGUUUCUCAUUUCGUGGUGGACCGCCCUGAUAACCCUCUCUGUUGUUUUGGGUCUUUAUCUCAUAGUAGCCUACAGAAAACCAGACGUUAAUUGGGGCUCGACGACGCAGGCCCAAACGUACAACAACGCGUUGACCGCGGUACAGCAAUUGGAUCGCGUUGAGGAACACGUGAAAAAUUAUCGACCCCAGUUGCUGCUCCUGAGCGGCACACCGAGCGAAAGAAUGGGUCUCGUUAAUUUCGCCUAUCGAAUAACCAAGAGGCAGAGUCUUUUGAUUUGCGGCAACAUUAUCGAGAUUCCCGUGUCUUACAAAACUCGAGCGAGCAUGACAACGAAAUCCACCGGUUGGUUCCGCAGCCACAAAAUCAAAGCCUUUUACACGCUCGCCGAUGGAGUUACUUUUCAACAGGGCGCCACCUCCUUUUUGCAGGCUUCCGGUUUGGGAAAAUUACGACCCAACAUUCUGAUGAUGGGUUACAAGAGGGACUGGGCCAUCUGUCCGAGGGAAAAUCUUAAUAUGUACUUCAACGUGAUGCACAAAGCACUUGACAUGCACAUAGCCGUGGCCAUCGUUCGCCUUGACGAGGAACAACUCCAGGAUGAGGGUGGACACCUGGGAACGGAAGAAAGGCCGGGCGAGGCCAGGGGAGGAGAGCCCAAGUCCUCGGUCGUGUCGAUAAUCCGUGGAAAUCAGAGUUUUUCUCAAUUGAGUCAGGCGAGUAGUAUUUCUGACGUCUCGAUGCCGGCGACACCUUCAUUGGGAGGACGCUCGCGUCGAACGAUCAACGAAUAUCCGGAUGCGAGCGGUUCGCCGGAGGAUUCUCGUGAACAGACAUCGAGAGAGCCGCCGCCGUCGUUCUCCAGUGCUCUGGGAGCAGCCGCCGUAACGAGAUUCGAGCGAAAACGUAAAAAGGGAACGAUCGACGUUUGGUGGCUCUACGACGAUGGUGGAUUGACGCUUUUGCUUCCUUACAUAAUAAGCACCCGAAGGAAUUGGGCGGAUGCUAAAUUACGAGUCUUCGCACUCGCCAACAAACAUUCCGAGCUCGAAUACGAGCAAAGAAACAUGGCUAGUCUUCUUUCUAAAUUCCGAAUCGAUUAUUCCGCGUUGAAAGUUAUUUCCGACGUGUCGAAACCCGCUCAGCAAUCAACGAGAGACUUCUUCGACUCCCUCAUUUCGGACUUUCGGACCAACUCGGACGCCGCACCUUCCGAAGACGAUACGAGGAUAACGGACUCUGAGCUACUCGCGAUGAACGAGAAAACAAACAGACAUCUUCGGCUGCGCGAAUUACUUCAGGAACAUUCGAUGGAAGCGAAUUUGAUCGUAAUGACCUUGCCGAUGCCGAGAAAAGGCGCGGUCUCGGCGCCCCUGUACAUGGCAUGGCUCGAGACGCUCACGAGGGACACGCCGCCCUUUUUACUAGUCCGAGGCAAUCACACGUCCGUGCUGACUUUUUACUCGUGAUUCGUCCCCGUCUUUCGGAUGUCUCCUUAUUAUGCUGAUUUCAAUGCAACGCCCUCUCGAUCGAUCAGCUCCGAGCAGAGAAUAUUUUUAUAAUAAAAAUACAAACACGAGUUA
Venturia canescens is the source of this 3688-nucleotide messenger RNA. RefSeq names its product sodium chloride cotransporter 69 (gene Ncc69). The transcript is spliced from 18 exons. Gene Ontology annotation, biological process: chloride ion homeostasis; chloride transmembrane transport; sodium ion transmembrane transport. Gene Ontology annotation, cellular component: membrane. Lineage: Eukaryota; Metazoa; Arthropoda; Insecta; Hymenoptera; Ichneumonidae. Bases 395 to 3574 code for a protein of 1059 amino acids. The record is from RefSeq and is a predicted model, not a curated record. Gene Ontology annotation, molecular function: sodium:potassium:chloride symporter activity.